GCCAGAGUUGAGAGAGAAAAGGCAGACGACGAUGGACAGUAUCAAGUUAUUGUUGGCCGUCUGCUCAUGGGUGGUUUUCGUCAACUGUCAAGCUGAUGGUUUAGUUUCUUCAUCCUAUUUCUGUAAAAUCCGCUGUCGGUUUGGAAAUCCAAAAGGCUGUCACUGUGUACACCCACCAAAUCCAUGUCGGACUGUGAAGUGCUCCGUUGGAAGACGGUGUGUUGUUCGUUUUGGAAAAGGAGUGUGCAUACUGAGAAAUCCGCUUAAUCCAUGUUCUGGUGUAAAAUGUCCCGCAGGAAAACGGUGUAUUGUUCGCUUUGGAAAGGGAGUGUGUAUACACAAAACACCGAUUAAUCCAUGUCAUUAUACAAAAUGUGUUGCUGGAAAACGGUGCAUUGUUAUCUCAAGAAGAGCAGUGUGCGUUCCAAGAUAUCCAAUUAAUCUCUGUGUGUUCAAAAGAUGUCCCCCAGGAACACGGUGCUAUGUUCGUUUUGGAAGAGCAGUAUGUUUACGGAAAAACCCUGAUCCCUGUUUGAAAAAGGUGUGUCCGAAGGGUAAACACUGUGUACGCAGAGGAUCGCUGGGCGUCUGUCUUCCCAACAGAUCUGUUUGCCAGGAACCGCUGAAAGUGGGGCCUUGCAGGGCAGCGAUACGUCGUUACUACUACAACCGGACUACAGGGAGGUGUCAGAGAUUCUUCUGGGGAGGGUGUCAGCCAAACGGGAACAACUUCUCUAGCUACUUCCAGUGCUACAGAACGUGUGGCAAAUUCAGAGGCUAGCUAAGCAACUGAUCUGAAAAACGCCUCCAACUAGCGGGAAGAAGGCAUCAGCAAUUAUUGUCCCUUCUUUAAAAACAACAAAAACAAACAAACAAACAAACUAAAAACAAACUCUCUCACCUUGGAAGUUUUAAAAAUCUCUCAAAGUUUAGAGGUGCCUAUUUUGUCUAGUUUCGUUUAAUCUUGAUUACACAUGGUUUGAACUUUCUAACUGAAAUGCGUGUUUGUCUUUGAAUAGAUAACAGAUGACAGUUUGUUUGUGGAAUUGGAGUUAAAAUUUAUAAUUGAAUAUCAGUCUCUGGAAUAGUCAUUAGUUUACCUUUCGUUGCUACGACAUAUCAAUAACUUGACGAAUGUCAGUAGUACUUGCAUAUUAUAAUAAUAAAGAUUUGUUUUUU
Gigantopelta aegis is the source of this 1179-nucleotide messenger RNA. Its product is annotated as BPTI/Kunitz domain-containing protein 4-like. The coding region runs from base 32 to 781 and encodes 249 amino acids. The transcript is spliced from 9 exons. Gene Ontology annotation, biological process: negative regulation of peptidase activity. The record is from RefSeq and is a predicted model, not a curated record. Lineage: Eukaryota; Metazoa; Mollusca; Gastropoda; Neomphalida; Peltospiridae. Gene Ontology annotation, molecular function: serine-type endopeptidase inhibitor activity.